Molecule: messenger RNA, 1485 nt
Organism: Hipposideros armiger (great roundleaf bat)
Lineage: Eukaryota; Metazoa; Chordata; Mammalia; Chiroptera; Hipposideridae
Gene: NUCLEOLIN
Product: nucleolin multifunctional protein
Exons: 10
Coding region: 379-1485 (368 amino acids)
Molecular function (GO): RNA binding
Source: RefSeq, a predicted model, not a curated record
CCGGCUCCCGUGUUUGGGGGUCGCGGCUCGGGAUUGGCCCAGAGGCGGCGCGGGCUCUGAUUGGCCGAGGGAAUGACUAGGGUGACAUCGCUUUCCGGGCUGUGUGCCUCCUGGGCCUCGAGUCUUGGGCGGCUGCUGGGAGGGCGCUGCCACCCCGGGCGCCCCUGGGCCUCUGCGAGUUCCUCCCGGGUGUCCAGAGAGCGUCGGCUGCGCGCGGUGGCCCCCAGGGCCCCGGGGGGGCGGGGCCGUACCCCGGGUACCCCGGCGGUGGCCUUAAAAGGAGAACCGGUCAGGGAGGAGACUGCGGGUUAGCUUGGGAAUUGAUGGUUAUAGGUUCUGACUUGAGACUCCUGUGUGCUGUAAAUAUUGGGGUUAAACAUGGAAGCUGCUCCAGUUAACACUGAGUUCGCAGUCUGGAAAGGUAAAGACACGAGUUGUAGGAAAAAAAAUCAAGGUGAACUGAAGAAAAUGAGUCUUUCCUCAAAGGAGAUAGAAGAUGGGGAAGAUGAGAUGUCAAAAGAUAAGGACAAUGGCCGUAGAGAUGAGGUUGUCAUCCCGCAGAAGAAUGGUAGGAAGGUUACUACUGUUCCAGGAAAUAAAGUAGGGGGGAAAAAGUCUCUGGCACCCAUGUUUGCUGAGAAAUUAAUAUCACCACACAGGAAGGGAGCCUCAUGGGCCAAGUUGCCCAAAGACAAGAGGAAUGCCAAGCUAGGAGAGCGUGAGAAGAGAAAGGAGAAGGAUGAAGGUCGGAACUAUAAGUUGGACUGGGAUGAGGAAGAUUCUGAAAAUGAAGCCACGUACUCUCCAUGGGCCGGAGGGAGAAAAGCCCUUCCUGUGGAGGCCGAGGAAGAUGAGCAGGAUAACCACAGUGAUGACAGAGGCUGUGAGGAAGAGGAGGAAGAACCCAUCAAAAUAACAUCAGAUAAAUGGAAGAAGGAAAUGGCCAAACAGAAGGCUUCCCCUGAAACCAAAAAACAGAAAUUAGAAGCUGAACCACCUGUAACUUUCACACUGUUUGUCGGAAACCUGAAUUUCAACAAAACUGCUGCUGAACUAAAAACUGGUCUCAGGGAAUUUUUUGCUAAAAAUGAACUUGCAGUUGUUGGCAUUAGAGUCGGCUUGUCCAGGAGAUUUGGUUACGUGAAUUUUAGAUCUGCUGAUGACCAGGAAAAAGCCCUGGAACUCAAUGAAGCAAAGGUCCUUGGGUAUGAAAUUAAACUGAAGAAACUAAAGGGAAAGGAAGCAAAGAAAGAUCGAAAUGCCAAAACACUUUUGAUCAAGAACCUGCCUGACAAAGUCACUCAGCAUGAACUAAAAGAAUUGUUUGAGGAUGCUUCCCAAAUCAGAUUGGUGAGCAAGGGCGGUAUGAGUGAAAGGGAGGCUGAGCAUGAAGUGCGGAACGGGGCCGCAGAGAAACUCCGCAUGAUUUGUCAGGACCCGGACACGUUAAGGAAUCGAACUGCGCAGUACCAGCGGCCGCCAUAG